AUGGUCUCCCUCUACAACGUCUCCAUUCCCAUGAUGAUCAAGUACUUGGGCAACCUCAAAGUCAUUCUCAAAAUGGCCGAGAAACACUGUAUUGCUAAGAACAUUAACCCUGAAGAGAUGAUCAAGUUUAGACUCAUCGAAGACAUGCGCAGCCUUGACUACCAAGUCCAAUCCGUCUCUAAUACGGCAAAAUUCCUCGCCACUCGCCUCGCCCUGCACGAAGACACCUACUUCCCCGACACCGAGACCACCUUCCCUCAGCUCGAAGCCCGCGUUGACGCCACGAUAUCCAUCCUGUCCGAAAUCGACCCCUCUUCCUUGGACGGCAAGGAAGAUGUGGAGGUUCUUAUGGAUACCAAGUCCCUCGGCACCUAUCGCUUCACGGGCUACUCGUACGUCGUCCAGUACGCCUGCCCUAAUUUCCACUUCCACCUCGGCUCCGCGUACUGUAUCCUGCGCCAUUUGGGAGUGCCGCUCACAGCGUUUGAUUACCUCGACACCCAACGCGAUCUUUUUGUCAAGAUUGAAGCUCCUGUUUCGUCUGCUUCUUGA
Colletotrichum destructivum is the source of this 552-nucleotide messenger RNA. RefSeq lists its product as uncharacterized. NCBI's taxonomy places the organism in Eukaryota, Fungi, Ascomycota, Sordariomycetes, Glomerellales, Glomerellaceae. The transcript is spliced from 2 exons. The record is from RefSeq and is a predicted model, not a curated record. Bases 1 to 552 code for a protein of 183 amino acids.